Contarinia nasturtii (swede midge) is the source of this 1800-nucleotide messenger RNA. Its product is annotated as histone-lysine N-methyltransferase SETMAR-like. The coding region runs from base 246 to 923 and encodes 225 amino acids. The record is from RefSeq and is a predicted model, not a curated record. Lineage: Eukaryota; Metazoa; Arthropoda; Insecta; Diptera; Cecidomyiidae. Gene Ontology annotation, molecular function: nucleic acid binding. The transcript is spliced from 3 exons.
CGUUAACAAUCACAUACCAAAUGACUGUUGUAUGCUUAUGAGUGUAUGUCGAAUCGAAUAGUUGUAACAGGCAGGCUGAAAAGUUCGUAUCGUUUCUAUGAGAGGGCGCCACUAGAAUUAAAUCGAUACCAUUUUUAGUUAGUACCAUCCUCCAAACGAUAUCUGUCAAAAUUUGACAGCAAUCGGACAAUUAGUUCGUGAGUUAUUGCAUUGAGAGUGAAGCUACUUUUGUUAUUGUGAAAAAAAUGGAAAAAGACGAAUUUCGUGUGUUAAUAAAACACUGUUUUUUGAUAGGGAAAAAUGCUGCCGAAGCUAAAAAUUGGCUUGAUAAAUAUUAUCUGGACUCUGCACCAGCCGAAGCAACCGUUCGUAAGUGGUUUGCCAAAUUCCGUACAGGCCAUAUGAGCACUGAAGAAGAUGCUCGCAGUGGACGCCCAAAAGACGCUGUUACUGACGAAAAUAUCAAAAAAAUCCACAAAAUAAUUUUGAAUGACCGUAAAAUGAAGUUGAUCGAGAUAGCUGAGGCUCUGAAGAUUUCAAAGGAACGUGUUGGACAUAUCGUGCAUGAAUAUUUGGGUAUGCGAAAGCUCUGUGCAAAGUGGGUGCCGCGCGAGCUCACAAUCGACCAAAAACAACAACGUGUCGAUGAUUCGGUCAAAACGAUGGCAAAAUUGUACGAAUUGGGUUUCGAAUUGCUUCCUCAUCCACCAUAUUCUCCAGAUCUGGCCCCCAGCGACUAUUUCCUGUUCGCAGAUCUCAAAAGAAUGCUCGCCGGAAAGAAAUUUAGCACCAAUGAACAAGUAAUAGCCGAAACAGAGGCCUAUUUUGAGGAUAAAGAGAAAUCGUACUAUAAAAAUGGUAUCGAAAAAUUGGAAGAUCGCUAUAAUCGCUGUAUCGCCCUCGAAGGCAACUAUGUUGAAUAAUAAAAUUGAAUUUUGCCAAAAAAAUGUGUUUCACUAUAAAACGAUACGAACUUUUCAGCCCGCCUGUUAUGUUUGAAAUAAAAUGGAACGGGCACAACAUUCACAACAAAACUGCGCGAACCAAAAAAUUCCUAAAAGCACAAUUCCCAUUUAAAAAAAGAAACAAUUUAGUCGUCUGCAACUAUAGUUAGAUGUUGACAAUGAAUUAAAAUUUUGCUUCAUUUUUGCAGCACAAUUGAAAGAAGACAAUAAAAAAUGGUUAAACCAAAUAUCAUUUGACGAAUGACUGCGACGGAGCUGAGCUGCGAAUCCAAUUUUUAAAAUGUUCUGCCUGGAAUAUUCAUGAAAAUGUCGCUUGCAACUUAUUCAAUACAUACAUCAACGUGGCCAAAAGCUAUUAAGUGCGUUUCCUUUUCGGCUCAUCAUUAAUUACAGUAUUUUUCCUGGAAUAUAAAAUGAAUCUUUAUACUAACUGCAAUAUGUUUCGCCAAAUAAAAAAUACAUAAGGGUAUUAUUUUUAUUACUUUUAUUAUAAAACAAUUCGUAAAACUGAAUCUUCGAGCAAGUACUCAACAAAAAAAAUAUCAUUCGAGCAAAAAAGAAUUGUAUUCAGCGGAAAUGAAGAAGUGUGAAAAUGACGAGAUAGGGAAAAGUCAGAUAAAAAAAUAAGUCUGAGUAAUGAGCAUUCCGAGAGAUGAGAGAAAGUUUUAUGCACACUAAAAUCUCAAACGAAUAUAGGAAAUAUUUUAUAUGAAUAAUUUUACGCAAUGGAACUUAUUUGCUAACGGUAGUGGCGGCCAACUAAAAAGGAAAACACCAACAAACUCUACUUAUAUUGUAAAUAAAAUACAACAAUUUGCAAUAAAUUUAAUUUGAA